This is a messenger RNA of Mizuhopecten yessoensis (Yesso scallop), 3472 nucleotides long. Its product is annotated as F-box/LRR-repeat protein 13-like. Lineage: Eukaryota; Metazoa; Mollusca; Bivalvia; Pectinida; Pectinidae. The transcript has 23 exons. Gene Ontology annotation, molecular function: protein binding. The coding region runs from base 665 to 2830 and encodes 721 amino acids. Gene Ontology annotation, biological process: SCF-dependent proteasomal ubiquitin-dependent protein catabolic process. The record is from RefSeq and is a predicted model, not a curated record. Gene Ontology annotation, cellular component: SCF ubiquitin ligase complex.
CUGGGUAGGAGACUGAGGGGUAAGACUGUCCUGGGUGGGUGCCUGGGUAGGAGACUGAGGGGUUGACUUCCCGGGUGGGUGCCUGGGUAGGAGACAGAAGUGUAGAUUGUCACUGGUUUAAACUGACUUUGUAUCUAACUUUGCUGUGGAUCAAUGGAAUGGCUACUACCUUUAUUUACUGUGCUCUGUACAGGGACUCCAGCUGGUGCUUGGUUACGGCAUGUGCUAGAAUCUCACUCUUUGCUUUCACCUGUAAAGCUGGGUGAUAGAUAAAUGUACUCCUUCCAGUUACUAUGGAGCACACAAGCUCAUGAUCACUGUAUGGUAGAUAUGUAGCCUGUAUUUCUGACUUAUGGUGAAUUAGGUAAUUGUUAUAAAUAAAACAUGGUGACUGUGUAAAUCAUUAACAGUAAGCUCUCAGGUGUAUCUCGGGAGAUUUGUCUUCAGUGGAUUUCUAAACAGAUUAUCUCAUGCCAUAUACCAUUCAUUUAUCAAACAUACAGGUUUUUUUUAAACUUUUAAUCUAUGUAAAGAAUUUGAACAAACAUUGUAAAACAUUCAUGAUCAGUGAUUUAAUGUGUGAAGAACUAAAUGUUGGUUUAGAAUAAGCAGAGACAUACUGCCGAUGAGAACCAGCUAGACUGGUUGUAAUUCUGCUGUAAUUAUGAGUAUUGAUCCGACCCCCGAGAUGUAUGCCUCUGCCUAUGAGCACUACAACAGGAGUCUUAAGAUGAUGUGUUUCAGCGCCUGGGUGCAGUACUCUCUGCGUAAAAAGAAAAAAAUGAAGAAGAUGUCAUUACAAAUGGAGCGGGCAGAGAGACAUCGUGCACAGAAGGUGAUGAGGGUACAUCUGGACGAGUGGAAGGACUGGGUGAAGUACAGAAAAGGGUGCCAGGCCAUGUCAUACCAGAAGAUAAAGAAGAUAUACAAUAUCUCCAUUGGGAAGGUGAUCUUUAAGGAGUGGCAUGAAACCACAGUACGGGCCAAGAACCAGAGGGAAUACUUCGAGGCUAAGAUGGCGGUCAUUAGACUGAACCGCAAUCCCUUUACGGGUGUGAAAUUCAAGAAAAUGAAAUUCCCAAAACCUAAACUUGAGCGUGGUGAGAAUAUGGAAGAUGACGAGACGUUCGGCCAGGGAACAGGGGAGGCCCGGGAUAGCAUCUCACAUCUCCGAGACAUCGGGUUCGGCGAUCUUGCUGUCAGGAUCUUCAGUUUUGUAGACAUAGCCGAUUUGGCACGGUGUUCCCGAGUGUGUCGGUCCUGGAAGGUGAUCACCCAGACACCUGCUCUGUGGAGUCGGCUGGAUUUCUACAAAGUCAGAAACAGAAUGCUAUAUGGUGUGACUGACCAGAUAACUACCCGCCUCCUGGCUAAGUGUAGGCCAUAUCUCAUUCACCUCAACCUUCGAGGAUGUGUCAAAAUCACUGAGCCCACCUUUGUCAGUAUUAGUGAGUGUCGUAACCUUCAGGACCUCAACCUCUCGGAGUGUAAGGGUCUUAAUGAUGAACACAUGAAAGUGGUUGCCAAAGGAUGUAAAAUUCUGUUGUACCUAAAUAUUUCUCAUACUGGUGUCACAGACGCAAGUCUUCGAACCAUUUCAAAGUACUGCGCCAACCUCCAGUUCCUCAGUAUGGCCUCAUGCUGCAAGUACACAGACAAGGGUCUCCAGUAUCUGGCAUCAGGAAAAAGUAAUAAGAAGCUGGAAUACCUGGAUCUCUCUGGCUGUCUGCAGGUGACUCCGGAGGGCUUCCAGAACCUGGCCUCUGGUUGUUCAAACAUACAUACCCUCAUCCUCAAUGACUUUGCAACAUUAAAUGAUGACUGUCUUAAACCCAUCACUGCCAAGUGCUUUAAGUUACAAAAUAUUUCCAUACUGGGCUCUCCGCUGCUUACUGAUGAAUCCUUCAGACGUUUAGCCCAACGUGGAAAACUAAAGAAACUCCGAAUAGAGGGUAACCAUAGAAUAUCUGACCAGAGUCUGAAGGUGAUUGGGAAGAACUGUACCCAGCUGGAGCACAUCUAUGUGGCGGACUGUCAGAAACUCACUGACCUGUCCUUGAAGGCCCUUAGUAACUGUAAAAACUUGGUCGUGUGUAACGUGGCAGACGUAGUCAGGGUGACAGACAGUGGAGUUAAAGGCCUGGUGGAGGGGCCAGCCACACAGAAGAUCCGCGAGCUAAACCUCACCAACUGUAUUCGUGUUGGGGAUAUGUCACUGAUCGCCCUCAGGAAGUGCCAUUCGCUGACACACCUGAGUGUGUGUUACUGUGAACACAUAGCAGAGGCGGGAGUGGAACUGCUUGGUCAGAUACACAGUCUUACCUCCAUAGACCUGACCGGCUGUAACUGUGGCGAUAAUGGGUUAUCUGCCCUUGGCAAUAACUCUCGCCUGAAGGAUGUGACCCUGUCGGAGUGUACUUCGAUUACAGACCUGGGUCUACAGAAGUUCACCCAGCAGUGUAAGGAUAUUGAACGCCUCGACCUGUCACACUGUGUGGGAAUUACUGAUGGUGCAAUCAAGAACCUGGCGUUUUGCUGUAGAAUGUUGAAUGUGCUGAAUGUGGCUGGAUGUAAGCUGGUGACUAACCUAAGUAUCCAGUACCUGUCCGGAGUUUGUCACUAUCUCUACAGUCUUGACAUCAGUGGCUGUCUCCUCGUCACGGAGAAAGCAUUGAAGUAUCUGAGGAAGGGUUGUAAAAAGCUGCACAAUCUCACCAUUCUGUACUGUAAAGGGAUACCCAAAUCAUCAGCACAGAAGAUGAUGAGAAGUGUGGAGGUUGUCAGGUACAGUAAUGAGGACAUUCCCCCGUACUACGGUUAUGUGGGAUGAACAGACAAAGUGAAUCGGGGGAAACACCAGGUUAGACCUAUAGCUAAUCGGGGACAGACAACGGAGACAGAUACUCAAGCUAAUGUAAGCAAUAUUGUGCUGAGAUGUAGCUGUAAUCCCAGUGGACAGCAUUGUGUUAUCACCGGACUGAUCCCAGCGACAGACCCUUAGCACGUCAGUGUCUGUAUAAUUUAGUCUGUGAUAGUCAUCUUUGUAUUUCACUUCAGAUAGCAAAUAUCUCCACCUGCAACUAUGGCCCUCUGCACCCAUUUAUAUAUAUUCUUCAUCAAAGAUAGCAUAGACUGAUCUGUGUAUGGGAUAAUAGUAGGCUCGUUUACCACAACAUGUCACCGCUGAGUACUUGUCGGUAUAGGUGGUCUGUGCAUUCAUGUUAAUAUUCUUCUUUCAUUCCAGGUUAGAGUCUUUUGUUCUGUUUUUCCUGUAUUCUUUUAAUACAUCAAAGUGCAAAGCAUUUAUAAUGGUUUUUUAAUAUUGAACCAAAGACUACUGGUUUUCAUCCAAAAGAUACAUUAAUUGAGCCAAAUAGCAAUGUUGUUUUUCAGUAUAAGUUAAAUAAAUAUACAGCACUAGUACUGCCAGCUGAAAGAACAGUGACUUUGAUGUAACACACAUACUAGUGAU